AUGGGUGGUUUAUAUAAGUAUGUUGGAGUAUUUGUUGUUGUAUUUGUGUUGGUGAUAGGAACAUGUGAAUGCCGAAAAAUAAAGAAACAUGAUUUUGGUGACAACUUUGGUGCUGGUGGCUUAGGUGGUGGUUCAGGUCAAGGUUUUGGUGGAGGUUUUGGAGGUGGUAAUGGUGGAGGUGGUGGUGGUUUUGGAGGUGGUGGUGGAGGUGGUAGUGGGGGUGGUUUAGGAGGAGGAAGUGGAAGUGGUUUUGGUGGAGGGUUUGGACGUGGUGGUGGAAACGGAAAUGGUGGAGGUGGUGGUGGUGGUGGUUUUGGGGGUGGUGGUGGAGGUGGUAAUGGUGGUGGUGUAGCGGGAGGAAGAAGUAGAGGUGUUGGCCGUGGUAGAGGAUUUGGCGGAGGUGCUGGUCAUGGUGCAGGAUUUGGAGGUGGAGGUGGAAGAGGUGUUGGAGGUGGAUCUGGUAGAGGUGCCGGUGGUGGCUUUGGUAGAGGUGGGGGAGGUUUUGGAGGUGGAGCUGGUGGAGGUUCUGGAAGUGGAGGAGGUCUUGAUGGAGGCUUUGGAAGUGGUGGUGGCUUUGGAUUUGGUAUUGGAGGCGGUAUUAGUGGCGGUUUUGGAGGUGGUGCAGGUGGAGGAGGUGGCGGUAGUGGUGCAGGUGCAGGUGCAGGUGGUAAAGUUUAA
Molecule: messenger RNA, 678 nt
Organism: Lathyrus sativus (Indian pea)
Lineage: Eukaryota; Viridiplantae; Streptophyta; Magnoliopsida; Fabales; Fabaceae
Source: the annotation of a GenBank genome assembly